AUGGACGCGAAUGGGCCUCCUUCUCAUCUUGGUGGUACACCUCUGGGACCGCCUAGUAAUCAGAGCGGUGGAAUGGAUGAGUUGAGCGAAAAGCAGCUCACUCCAGAGGUUUUACAGAUUCUGAUGACGUUUCUGAGAAAAAACGGUCUAUCAGUGAGUUUUCAUGACAAAUGGACUGAGGCUCUGUUGUCCGAAUUUGAUUCUCUGAUACAAUUUGUGGACUCAUCUUUUGAUUUCUUCCAAGCCGAAUUCAGUCUCAUGUUGUAUCCAGUUUUCGCCCAUUCCUACAUCAAACUGCUCAUGGAGAAUUCAGUGAAUAACGCAAGAGAGUUCUUCAAACGUUAUUGCAAGCGAAUACCAACACCGUAUGAAGAGCUCGUCUACAAGCUGGAGCGAAUUCAGUCGGCUCAUCAGGCCCAAGCUGACACGUAUGUUCAGCUAUUAAUGAAAAAUACGUUUCUUGUAAAAAUGUCUAAAUCGUCGAUAAAACAAUUGGAAAUCCCACUUGCGCGUACGCCUACAAUUAAAAAUAUUAAGGUAAUCUGUCUGAUCGGCUCUUUUGGAUUCAUUUCCUUCCUCAAUUUGCUGAGAUCAAGCGUUGAAUCACAGAUGGGUGGAAUCCUCGGUCAGGUUUCGAAAAAUGAGAAAAGGCACAAGAUGUACUACGGUGUUCUCAAAGAUGACGUUUCGCAAACAAUCGAAAAAAAGAAAAUGCGAGGUAAAGAGCUAAAAGACAACAAGAAAAGCCAGGCUCUCGCACCGGUUCCUGAUCGAAUACCUCUUCCACCGCUUAGCGAAGCCUUACGGGAAGAACGGCGGAAAGCUAUGCGGGAUGCCGCUAAAUUGACUUUGGUGUCACAAGAAUCGCCUCCAUCUGUGUGUAUGCUGACUGCACUCAAUUCAUAUGGGCUGGUCUCUUCCUGCGACAUUUCUGACGACUCAUCAAUUCUAUGUAUAGGAUUGAUACUGAUGCGGAUAACGUCACCGAUUUGCUGUAUGAUGAAGCUAUGUUGCUUUUACAAUUUGUUUUGUCAUGUUAUUUACUUCUUGUUUGAUUUACAGGGCCAUUCUGGAGCUGUAUAUUCUGUUCACUUUUCUCCUGAUAAUCGAUUGUUGGUUUCAUCUUCCUUGGACUGCUCAAUUAGGCUAUGGAGUUUGGAAACUCAAAAGAAUGUUGUAGUUUAUCGACUGAGUCGUCCUGUGUGGCAGGUACAAUUCUCCAAUCGCGGAUAUUACAUGUGCAGCGGUGGCGAAGAUAACACUGCUAUGUUAUGGUGCACAGAACGAAUGUAUCCUUUGAGAAUUUUCCCUGAUUGUUAUGGAUCGGUGAAUUGCGUGGACUUUCACCCUAACUGUAACUAUGUUGUAGGAGGUAGUUGUGAUCGCUAUGUCAGAGUAUGGGAUGUGCUGACGGGUACCUGUGUUCGUACAUUUUGUGGGCAUUCAGCCUCUGUGACCGCAGUGAAAGUCUCUCCCUGUGGUCGAUAUAUCGUUUCAACCGGUGCCGAUGGUGCUGUAUGUGUAUGGGAUGUCGCUUAUCAGCGAUUAGCAGGAAUGGAAACGAGAGACUUCAAAGGGUCGAUGGGCUCUAUUUGCUUCUCUCGUGACGGCGGUUCUUUUGCUGUUUCGCAAGGUGGCGAGUCAUUAUCCGUGUAUUCUUUGGACAACAUGAUCGCUGCUACCAGUAGCGCCUCAGGCAACAAUGAGCUCUGUUUUGAUCCAAAGAUUAACAUGCCAAAUUUCAAUAUUUUCACUUAUCCGACCAUGCAAACCUCAGUCAUUGGUCUUCAUUUUACGCGUCGAAAUUUAUUGUUGGCCGUUGGAGCGUAUCAUUCGUAA
This is a messenger RNA of Haemonchus placei, 1839 nucleotides long. NCBI's taxonomy places the organism in Eukaryota, Metazoa, Nematoda, Chromadorea, Rhabditida, Trichostrongylidae. The record is from the annotation of a GenBank genome assembly.